Molecule: messenger RNA, 5803 nt
Organism: Marmota monax (woodchuck)
Lineage: Eukaryota; Metazoa; Chordata; Mammalia; Rodentia; Sciuridae
Gene: Vps39
Product: VPS39 subunit of HOPS complex
Exons: 26
Coding region: 1263-3869 (868 amino acids)
Biological process (GO): intracellular protein transport; autophagy; endosomal vesicle fusion
Cellular component (GO): membrane; cytoplasm
Molecular function (GO): protein binding
Source: RefSeq, a predicted model, not a curated record
GCGGUCGGAUGCUGUCCGAGAGCGGUCUAGGAUGAGGGAGAGCAGAGAGAUGACCACCCGCUGUAAACAGCGAUGUUAGUGGGGGCUGACUGGCGAUCCCUUAAGAAUCAGUCUUUUUAGCACCCAUUCUUGUGUUCUGUGCAAUUAGAGGGUCAGCUUUCUUUAUUGUGCUGAGCGUUGGCUCAUUUCUAUCCCCAAGAAAUCCUCAGGGUAGAGGGUCAAAGUAGUGGAAAGUUCUGUCUGCCAGAUGCUUGAACUUGUCCAGAUGAUUGUGUUGUUUUCUAGGUGAAAGAUGAUAGUUUAUUAUUAAGUAUUGUGAACAAGUUAAAAACAUGUGCCUUUUCCCCUUAGUGUUUACCCAUAGUUCACUUUUCCUUGCUGCAGGUAGUACUUGUUAUUGUAACACUCCAUCUAGCUAAGUGGUUGAUUGCAUUGUAUUCCAAGUGCCCACAUUACAUUUCUAGGUGAAAGAGCGUCAUACCCAACUGUCAUGAAACCUAACCCAUGUAACCUCGUGUAAUCCUUUGGGAUUGACUAGUGCAGAAAGCUGGCUCAGGCAUCUCUUAUGUGUUCUGUCAUAUCACAACAGAAUGAAGAUUUCAAGAGUCUAAACAUUGUCUUUCAAAUGCCAACAUGUGUGCUUAUCCAUGAGUGGUUGUGUCUGAUAAGUGUCCCCAAAGACCAAGCAGAAAUAAUUUCAAUCUUUGUUGUUAAUGUUCAGGUCCUAGAAAUUAACAAAAUAAAAAAUCUGAGACAGUGCACAGAGGAAUUCAUUCCUUUAUUGGUUUAUCAGAUUUACAUUAUGGGCCAUUUUCUCUGCCAGUGAAGGGAAUACAGGAUGAAUAAGAAACAGUGCCUAGACUCCUAGAAUACAGUGGGGAACAAAGAUAUAUAAACAGAUUAUCAUACAAGAUAAAUGAUAUUAUAAAUAUAUGCUGCCUAUUAUUGCAACAUGCUGGAAGGGUACCCAACUCAGCCUAAGAUAUGCUUCUGAUUAGAAUGGAUGCAGCUGCUUACUAUACUUAACUUAGCUUGUCAGUGAUCCCCUAUGAAACCAUUAGUACAUAUAUCUCUUAGGCUCUCUCACUAAUCCACUUUGUCACAGGAGUCCACAAGAGGACAUUUUACUUCCUUCUGCCUCAAAACUACUUUAUUUUCAGACUUAAGCAGCAGUGAUUAUUGCUAUUUCUCGUUAUUAUCUCUUUUAUCUAUGUUGUGCCCCUAGAUGGAAAGUUCAAUCAAGAACCUCCAGGAGUCAGAUCAUGUGGGGCCAGAUAUAUGAGGAAUGGCUUCUUGUUGGAACCAAGCAAGGACAUCUUCUUCUCUAUAGGAUUCGGAAGGAUGUUGUGCCAGCAGAUAUAGCAUCGCCUGAAAGUGGCAGUUGCAACAGGUUUGAAGUGACACUAGAGAAAUCCAAUAAGAAUUUCUCCAAAAAGAUUCAGCAGAUCCAUGUUGUUUCCCAGUUUAAGAUUCUGGUCAGUCUUUUAGAAAACAACAUUUAUGUCCAUGACCUAUUGACAUUCCAACAAAUCACUACAGUUUCAAAGGCAAAAGGAGCAUCGCUAUUCACAUGUGACCUUCAGCACACAGAUACUGGUGAGGAGGUAUUGCGGAUGUGUGUAGCAGUGAAAAAGAAGCUGCAGCUUUACUUCUGGAAAGACAGGGAAUUUCAUGAAUUGCAGGGGGACUUCAGUGUACCAGAUGUGCCCAAGUCCAUGGCGUGGUGUGAAAAUUCUAUCUGUGUGGGUUUCAAGAGAGACUACUAUCUAAUAAGGGUGGAUGGAAAAGGGUCCAUCAAAGAACUCUUUCCAACAGGAAAACAGCUGGAGCCCUUAGUCGCACCUCUGGCAGAUGGAAAAGUGGCUGUGGGUCAGGAUGAUCUUACUGUGGUCCUCAAUGAGGAGGGAAUCUGCACACAGAAAUGUGCCCUGAAUUGGACAGACAUACCUGUGGCCAUGGAGCACCAGCCUCCUUAUAUCAUCGCAGUGUUGCCUCGAUAUGUGGAGAUCCGAACUUUUGAACCAAGGCUUCUCGUCCAGAGCAUUGAAUUGCAGAGGCCCCGUUUCAUUACCUCAGGAGGAUCAAACAUUAUCUAUGUGGCCAGCAAUCAUUUUGUUUGGAGACUCAUUCCUGUCCCUAUGGCAACUCAAAUCCAACAGCUUCUCCAGGACAAGCAGUUUGAAUUGGCUCUGCAGCUCGCAGAAAUGAAAGAUGAUUCUGACAGUGAAAAGCAGCAACAAAUCCAUCACAUCAAGAACUUGUAUGCCUUCAACCUCUUCUGCCAGAAACGCUUUGAUGAGUCCAUGCAGGUCUUUGCUAAACUUGGCACAGAUCCCACCCACGUCAUGGGCCUGUACCCCGAUCUGCUGCCCACAGACUACAGGAAGCAAUUACAGUAUCCUAACCCAUUGCCUGUGUUGUCUGGCGCUGAAUUAGAGAAAGCUCACUUAGCUCUGAUCGACUACCUGACACAGAAACGAAGUCAGUUGGUAAAGAAGCUGAAUGACUCUGAUCAUCAGUCUAGCACCUCCCCUCUCAUGGAAGGCACUCCCACCAUCAAAUCCAAGAAGAAGCUGCUGCAAAUCAUUGACACCACCCUGCUCAAGUGCUACCUCCACACAAACGUGGCCCUGGUGGCCCCCUUGCUGCGCCUGGAGAACAAUCACUGCCACAUUGAGGAGAGUGAGCAUGUGCUGAAGAAGGCUCACAAGUAUAGUGAACUGAUAAUCCUGUAUGAGAAGAAGGGGCUCCAUGAGAAAGCUCUACAGGUGCUGGUGGACCAGUCCAAGAAAGCAAACUCCCCUCUAAAAGGCCAUGAGAGGACAGUGCAGUAUCUGCAGCACCUGGGCACAGAAAACCUGCAUUUGAUUUUUUCCUACUCAGUGUGGGUGCUGAGAGACUUCCCGGAAGAUGGCCUGAAGAUUUUUACUGAAGAUCUCCCAGAGGUGGAGUCUCUGCCACGAGAUCGAGUGCUUGGCUUCUUAAUAGAGAAUUUUAAGGGUCUGGCUAUUCCAUAUCUGGAACACAUCAUCCAUGUUUGGGAGGAGACAGGCUCUCGAUUCCACAACUGCCUAAUCCAGCUGUACUGUGAGAAGGUGCAAGGUCUGAUGAAGGAGUACCUCCUGUCCUUCCCUGCAGGCAAAACCCCAGUCCCUGCUGGAGAGGAACUGGGUGAGCUGGGAGAAUACCGGCAAAAGCUGCUCAUGUUCUUAGAGAUUUCCAGCUACUAUGAUCCAGGCCGGCUCAUCUGUGAUUUUCCUUUUGAUGGCCUCUUAGAAGAACGAGCCCUCUUGUUGGGGCGCAUGGGGAAACAUGAGCAAGCACUCUUCAUUUAUGUCCAUGUCUUGAAGGAUACAAGGAUGGCUGAGGAGUACUGCCACACACACUACGACCAAAACAAAGAUGGCAACAAAGAUGUAUAUCUGUCCCUGCUUCGGAUGUACCUGUCACCCCCCAGCAUUCACUGCCUAGGGCCAAUAAAGCUGGAGCUGCUGGAGCCACAAGCCAACCUCCAGGCUGCCCUGCAGGUCCUUGAGCUACACCAUAGCAAACUGGAUACCACCAAGGCUCUCAACCUUCUGCCAGCAAACACUCAGAUCAAUGACAUACGUAUCUUUCUGGAAAAGGUCUUGGAAGAAAAUGCACAAAAGAAACGGUUCAAUCAAGUACUCAAGAACCUUCUCCAUGCUGAGUUCCUGAGGGUCCAGGAAGAACGGAUUUUACACCAGCAGGUGAAGUGCAUCAUCACAGAGGAGAAGGUGUGCAUGGUAUGUAAGAAGAAGAUUGGGAACAGUGCAUUUGCAAGAUACCCCAAUGGAGUGGUUGUGCACUACUUCUGUUCCAAAGAAGUAAACCCAGCCGACACCUGAGCCCAGCAUCCCAGGGAUUCAGCAUGGACAGCUCAGCUAUCCCAGAGAGGUGAAGGAGCAGCUGGCCUUAGGAAUCGGGGGCUGCCACCAUUCAGUGUCUCCCCAUUUGGACACUACUGGUUACCUUGCACCCUGGAACAUCUCUGAAUUAGCUAGACUUCUGGUCUGGCAUUACCAGCUUUUUUAUAGAAAAGAGAUUAGUUACACCUGAUACCAUUAUGUUGUGGGCAAUUCCAGAGAAUUAACACCUGCAUGGACAGGAAGAGAUGCACCAUCUUGCCUUGGCAUAUUAAUCACCUGAAUAAGGAGACUUAUUCCAAAUGUUUAUUGUACCCAUGGGGUUAUUUAUUGAGAGUUUUUCUAUUAAGAUAAGUGCACGGCUUCACAAGCACCCACCCCUCAACAAGGCUGCCUGGAGAGUCCUGUGGAAGAAUGAAUACAAGAACCACUCCAGCCACAGAGACCAAGCAACUCAUCUGUGUAAUGCCAGCGAUUUCACCACAGAAGCUGAGCUCUGUGUCCCCUCAGCAGUCUCCUUGCUUGUUUCUUUAAUUUUCAGUUUUCUUUUAUUUUACACUAUUUAUUUUCUCCCUUUAUCUCUCCCCUCACUGUGUCACCCAGGCUGGUUCCCACUCUGUGGACACUAGGAAUAGCUAAUAUUUAAAUGAGGUAAAAUGAGAAGCAAGAGGAAGUCUCAGUUUCUAGGAACACACUGAUAAUCAAUUGUCAGUACAUUGUAAAUAGGCCCUCUUUGGCCAUACUAUUAGGCAAACUUUCCCAUAGAGGCUCCUGACUCACUUACCUCCAGCCUGGACAGGUUGGUUUAGCCUUUGGGAACAGAGAUCUUUAUGCUUUGGACACCUUUCUCCUUUCCAACCAGUUUCUGUCCUCUUACCUUCCAGCUGGGCCUGGCCAUUGUUCCUUGGCUUUGUUUUUCAGGGAUUGGAGGAUUGUGUUCUGAUGGAAAGUUGGAUCUCUCCCACACGCUAGAAUUAGUCAUAUCAGGAAUUGACACUGCUUUGGUGCUGAGUGUUAGUGAGGAUUCAGGAACAGCAGAAUGAUACAGGAGAGUAGGGGCAGGAGCAUAUGGUUUUGUAAGAUAACUCACCACCAGUUCUAUUGAGUGCUGUGGGGGAUCCUGCCAGAGAUGCCCAAGAUGGAGUUUCUUGCAUUGUAGGCUGUGUGGGGCAAGUGGUCUUGCAUCUUAUCCUCACUAGGGUUUUUGUAGAUUUGUAAUCUUGUUGCCCUUGUGUCUUUAAGGAUAGUGAGGAUGGCUGAUGGUACCCAAUGCUGACACUUUCAGUGGCUCAUCCUUGACAUACAGUGGUCCUUUGCAAACUACAGUACUGUUCUGGGUUGGACUGUGUGCUAUAGGCCAACUUGUUGAAGAUAAGUAAGCAGACUGGGCUCCUCCCAGAUACUUUCUAUGUGUAGGUGGGAAGGUCUGAGGAUACUGAGCAAGUCCACCAGCACCAUUCACAGACAUGGGGGACUCUGUUCAGAUCUGAGAACCUGGACAAUGUUUCAGAAGAGCCUUCUGGAGCAGCAUGUGGAGAAAGAAAAGUCCCUGGCCAUUGCCACUCACAAGAACCAGUGCUGUGCAUGACCCUAUCUGCACUUCUCUGGCUGUCCUUCCUCCAGAAGCAGCAGAAAAGAGCAGGCCAAAGUUCCUGCAUGGCAAGCCCUGCCUUCUUGGCCUGCUGUGCUUGUACCUUCCAUUCUCAUGAACUGUAUUGGAAGCAAUAGAAUAAAGAGUGUGCAUUUUCUUCCCAUCUGGUAUCCCUAUAUGACCCCGUUUUCCCAAACUCCAGUCUUCCCUCACUGGACUCUGUCCACCCUCUGCAUAGGUAUGGAGAAGGCUGGAGAUGAAGGUCCUGUAGUGAAGACUGAUGGACAUCUCAUAACUUCUUCUAAUAAACAUAAUCAAGCAAGAA